AUGGCAGGUUUCGCUACGAAAAUCCUCGUCGUCGCGACGCUCGUCUGUCUGGUUUUCGACGUGAGUAUUUCUCUGUUUUUUUUUUUUUUUCUUUUUGUUCUUUCUCGUUCGACGUAACAACAAUAACAAUACUAUGCAUGUACCUGUCACCGUUACGCGUUACAUAAUUGUAUUAUUCCACCUAUGUAACACGUACCGCCUACAAUAACCGGCGACGUGUUGAACGUAUAUUUACCUAAGGAACCAAAAUCUGUCAACACCACCCAUCCCCAGUACCCUUACUCGUUUUAUUUGAACACACCCGCCCAUACCUGCAAAACCUACCGAUAUCUGUGUAUAUGUUGCGUACGUAUAUUAUGACGCACUUAAUCGAAACUUAUAUACUUAUCGAAAAUCUCCUUUUUUUUUUUUUUUCCAUUAAACUAUUCAUUUGCAAUAUGAUUUAAUGAUUUAUUACACUAUUCAGAAAGAUAUCCGCAGCCGUCUUGUAUUCGCUUGCAAAUUAAGACGGAGCCGUGGCUCGUCGAAAACACUGUCAAUACUACGCCACCGACUAUAUUAUAAUGAAUUAUGCACAUUUGCCGCCGCAUUUAUUACCGUUUGUUUCGCCGACAAUCGAUUGAAAUAUUAUGAUAUGCUUCGCGUUAAUAUUUUCGAUUGUAACAAUAACACAAUAAUCGCACUUGACGUACGAUGUAUAAUAAUACCAUGCCGUAAGCAACGUACUCGCGUACCUGUACGUUUGAAUAGCAAUUUUUCCCGAUGGGCUUUUUUUGUGGAUUGUACACCGUUGAAGACGAAAUUUUUUUUUUUCAUCGUAAAUAUUCUGUACACACAGAUUAUUCGAUUUAAUCCGAACAUUAUCUACAAUACAAACCUACUCGUAGGAUAUUUUUCCCCCGCAGUAUUUCAUAUCGAAUACAAACUACAAAUCGAUUAUUUUCGUGUCCGUUUAUUGUACCUAAACAUAAAACGUAUAAAAUAUGCAACGUUGGUCAAUGCUAUAGGAAAACGUCGGCGUGCUGACACGCUCGCGAUAUCGUCUCUGCGGUGCGAAAACAUUGUCAACGAUCACACUACGUUUUGUUGCGAUUUUUCUCGUCAACCGAACAAAUUAAAUUAAACGUUGUUUUUAUAUAAUAGAAGUAGAUAUCAUAGUUUUUUACAAGCAUACUAAUUACGAGAGUUGCCACGAACAAAUAAUACCAUGUACAAAAAGCCUAUUAUAAUAUUCUACUCUUCUCGCUCUUACGUAAUAUACGUACAACUUUCGAAACUUACUUGUGUCAUAUUCAACUCAGGUACGUUGAAAUAUUGAAAUCUGUAUGCGCAUUAUUUCUACGUCGAUAUUGACUAUUUUACAAACGAAAAUAUUAUAUCGUUUUAGUUAACGUAUUCAGUUGAAUCCAUUUCCCUCCGAAAAUAAGAUACUUUUGUUUCUUCACAGUCAAUUUCCCGCCAAGAAAAACAUAAACAAAAAUUAUUUUCCACAUUCCUCCGAACAUUUUUUUACUGGAUUUUGUUUUAAAACUGAUAUUCCGAUAGUAUUUUGCGAUCUCUAUGAAUACCUAUAAUUUGUCGUUAAGCCUACCACGAAAUUCAUGACUAGUAGGUAGUUUUCCAUGGUGGUAAACGGUUUUCGUUUGCAUUAUUAUCAUUAUUACUUAUAUUUAUUUUUGUGACGUAAAUGCGCGUAAGUGUAACAAAGAUGAAAAAUGUCAUCUCGUUUUUUUUUUCUUUUUAAAUUGAUUUAGUUGAGCCAAGCGGCGCCGGCAGAGAAAGAACAGCUUCAACACGGAACGGAUAGUACGAUUUUUGACACGGCCAAAGAAAAGGUGACCGACUUCGUGCAGACGAUCAAAAAGUCCACGGCUGGAGAGCUGGACAAAGUGCAGGAAUCAAUUAAAGACAAUAAAUCGAAGUUAUCCGACUAUUUUAGCUCCAUAUACACGAAUAUAAAGAACAAGUUCAGCAGCACCAAAACUACCGGCAUCAAUCCGGACGAUCAGAUCAAACAGGAUGCCAUCAAAGCGUUUGACGAGUACGCCGAGAAACAUUCGAAAUAA
Messenger RNA from Cinara cedri, 2066 nucleotides. The record is from the annotation of a GenBank genome assembly. Lineage: Eukaryota; Metazoa; Arthropoda; Insecta; Hemiptera; Aphididae.